Balaenoptera musculus (blue whale) is the source of this 1454-nucleotide messenger RNA. RefSeq names its product cortexin 3 (gene CTXN3). NCBI's taxonomy places the organism in Eukaryota, Metazoa, Chordata, Mammalia, Artiodactyla, Balaenopteridae. The record is from RefSeq and is a predicted model, not a curated record. The transcript is spliced from 2 exons. The coding region runs from base 369 to 614 and encodes 81 amino acids.
CCGAAAUCAUGGCUCGCCUCAGAGAAGCAGCUGUAUUGGCCGCUAACGAUGCCUCACGCAGAAAGAGGACGCUUCUUUAACUCGGGGUGUUAAUGGGGAGUUUCUAAGCCUGAAAACAACAGCUUUAGCUCUGGGGUGUGCCAUCAGCUGCUUGCAGUUUACCACUGUCUACUGCUUUAGCACAGCUUGGUCGGGAAGAAUGGAAACUAAAGAGGCUUGUAACUACCUGUAACUGUUCCACCAGGAAAUGGAUCAAGUGUUUGUUCAGCCAGAUCCAGCUUCUUCAAGGUGCAACCACCAUGAUCUCAGCAGGCUGAUGAUGGAAGAGCAGGAACCUGGGAGACCCUGUGCUCUAGCUUCCCUGGACGAUGGAUGGAGGACCGCCUGUCCCUUCACCCCUAGUGCCCCUUGGGAACGUUUCAUCAGAUUCUAGCAUGUCUCUGGAGCAGAAAACCACAUUUGUUUUUGUGAUUUUGUUGUUUAUUUUCUUGGGCAUCCUCAUAGUCAGGUGCUUCCGGAUUCUUCUGGACCCGUAUCGGAGCAUGCCAACCUCGACCUGGGCUGACGGACUUGAGGGCCUGGAGAAAGGGCAGUUUGACCAUGCCCUUGCUUAACAGGACAGGAGCAGGAACCCAUCCUGAGGAGGAGAAAUGCUUCAUGUCUUGGCGCAGGAUUCUCUUUAGUCAACGUUCUCAGCAACUCAAAUUUUAACCAUAUCUGGUUCUAGAACCACAAUCCAUUUAUUCAGUGAACUUUUGAGGAUAUUGGAAAUGGAGGUUUAUAUUCCUAACCCAAAAUAGGAAGGUUUAAAUUUCAAUAUUUACUCAAUGAAUGAAUGUUGAAUGUGUGUGACUGGUGAAACUGAGAACAUCUAUAGUGACUUUGCCUAAAAUGAAGCCCUACAGGACCUGACCAGAGAAAAAGACUAGAAAUGAUCUGAUCUGAAUCUGAUGGCAGGGCCAAAACAGACUUCCUUGUUCUAAUCAUGUCUCCCAGUUUGUUUUAUUUUCAUGGGAAUCUGGGUCCUGGGCAGAGAAUGAGGAAGAAGUUGCUGAGUGGACCCAAAGCAGGUACUUGUUUUCUCCUAAAGCAAAGAGCACUGGAGGGCAAUAGGAAUGCUUAGAAGAGGUGGUUGAUCCCUGGAAAAUAUGGGUGAGGAUGAUGUCAUUUUACUUUUCAAAUAAAAUUGAAUUCAAAGGCUUAUGGAGGUUUUAAAACUAUUUACCAGGCCAAGUACAUUCUAGGUAUUCAUAUUAAUAACAUGCGUAGAGGUAGCUAUACAUAACCUGAAUUUACUUUCUUUGCACAGUUGGUUGAAAUAAUAGGUUGCAAGUACUACUUCAACUUUUCUUUUAAAGAAAAAGUUAAUUGUUUAGAGGAGAAGACUUUUACAGUCUUAAGAGGAAUGUGUGUUUAUGACUGAAUAGAAACCAAAUAAAACUUUUCAAGAAACA